AUGGCUUCCGCAGAGGAGCAAGUCAAGGCUCGUCUCGAGCAACUGUCGUCCGUCGGUCAGGCUGCGCUCUGGGAGCGCAGCCUGGCCGAAGAGUUUAAGAAACUCAACAAGAGGCACGGCAAGAAGUCAUACCAGAAGGCUUGCGGCGGGGUGGGAAAGUGCGACAACGCACUUUGCGACCACCGGUACGCGGUGGGUGGGAGUGGUUCUGUCCCGGUCUCCGUGGACAUCAAACUGCUCGAAAUCGUCCUGAAGAAGUGUGCCGCGGACGGCUACCCAGUCCGACCUGGCUACGCCUCUUCCAUCCUCGCCGAGAACGGCAAUAAAAUCGUUCCGGCCAUCGCAUGCAUCAAGAAGGAGAUCGACUUCCGCGAGAAGACCCUUCACGAGACCGGUCGCGUUUCCGUCCCUUACGAACGCAUCGCCGCUUACCAGGUCAUCGAGAUGUACCGUGCGCGCGGAGAGGAUACGGCUGGCAAGUUCAUCGACACCCGAGAUGCGAUUAUCGAGGCGUUGGAGUACGAGGAGGCGGCUUUGUUGUCUACGGAACCUAAUUCUUGGAAGAAGUUGUUUGGUCUCAAGUCGAAGAGCAAGACCGCUCGGAAGGACGGUGAAGAUUACGCCAAGAGCGUCCACGAAGGCGAGAAGGAGUACCGCGAGGCUCGAGCAAAGCACUGGAAGAUCAUCAAGCAGGACAAGGACUUGAGUGAGGCUGAGAUUGAGAAGUGUAUGGAAGCUUGGGAGGAUGAGAAUGCCAAGCCCGGUAUGCAUUCACGAUUGACUGGAGGAGUCGGAUCUUGCUAUCGACGCACACACUACACCGAUCCUGAUGCUCCCGCUCGUGCUCCUGUCACCAACGUCAGAACUACUACCUUGGCUGAUGGACACAAGAUCGUUGAGAUUCACACUGCCGACCAAACACCCGAAGAGAAGCUCGUAAGAGAGAAGGCACGCAAUGAACUCCAAGAACUCGCCAAGAAGAAGGUAGAACGAGAGGCAGCCGCUAAGGCCAACCAGUCAGCUACUUCAGCAAUUCCUAUCAUCACAGUCACGGCCGCUUCAGAAGACGACCAAGUCUAUGCCUCAACUAUGUCAAACAACGGAGAAUCGAGUGGCAGCAGCAGCGCUCGUGAAACCAUCACCAUCAAGUCUGGCUUCUGGGAUGACGACAAGCAGAAGCGUGUCAUGAGUGUCCACACCUACGACGUGGAUUUCGAUGUUGUCGGAGAGUUUCAGGCUGUGAAGCUAGGCUGGGAGAUGAUGGGACAAGAUUCCUACGAAUUCGUCGAAGCUUUCAAGCACCAAAUGGACCCCACUCGCGAGUAUAUCGAGGCUGACUUUGAAGCUUGGGCCAUCAUGUACAAGGAGCAAUCUGAUAGGCAAAGCUUUGCAAAGAUGGAUUAUGUUCGAGCUCUUGACAGCCAAAUUCGCAGAAUUAAGAUGGCAAACGGAGACACCAAGGUCCAAGAGGAGUAUCUGGCUAGGAUUCACGACGACGAGGGUGUCUGUGACUUGAACAAAGCUUUCCAGGAGCAUAUCGACGCUGCUGAGGGUCAUAACAGCUUGUACAAGUCUCUUGGUGCCACUGUCUACAGAGGAUCUGUCAUGUCUACUAUCAGCGAUAUUGAGUACAAGCCAGGACCUCGCAUUCCACUGUUUCCCCUCUGCGAAGAAAUCGAUGCACCAGCUUUGGCAAAGCACUACUGGGAUGUUCUGGUUGAUUAUAGAAAGGAAGAGACCGCGGAGGCUCGAGCUGCAGAUGAGGAAUACGCCCAAGCAGUCGCUAUCCGAGAGCAAGAACGAAGAAAGAACGAAGCAGUAGUAAACAGUCAAGACAAAGGAAAGGGUCGAGCUGCUGAUGAGACAACCGCUAUUCCUGAAGCCACUGGCAGUCGAUCGGUCCCGAAGUAUCAUACGACUGUCGAGGACGAGGAGACUCAUGACUUCGGGGUAGCCAGCUCUGAUGCUCAACCCUACACUGAUGCUCAACCCUACGCUGAUGCUCAACACUACGCUGAUACCAAGGGCAAAGUCCGAGCUUUCAACCAUGACCCCAUCGAAACCCAGAGCUAUCAUGCCCAGUACCUCGCCAAGGCUGACGGCAACAGCCAAUCUUUCGAUAAGUACAUCGGCUUGGAGCACUCUACUUCUCAAGGCCAACAUGAUUAUAAGGGCAAAGGCAAGGAGAGAGCUACCGAAACUGACGAGGAAUUUACGAUUGAUCACUCUCAACCUGUUGAUCCCAACGUCCUCGAGAUCUUGCACAUGUUCCAGAAGUUCGAGAUUCGACCUGAGGAUGAGGAAAUGGACGAUGAUAGCAACUCGGAGGAGGAACCUGUAAAUGAAGAAGAAAUUCCUGGACUUCCAAUUAUGGAGCGCGAUCCACUAUUCCGCAAGCUCGAUGGGAUUGUUCUCAAGGUUUGGAAGGAUAAGAUUGUCGUUGCUGAUGCCACAAAGGAUGAUGUCGACUAUGUUAUGAGCUGGGGUGUCCCCUUUUACGAACUCGCCAACACUCUCAUCAUUCUCUGUGGUGGAAGCGCUGCUCUUGCUGCUCAUUUCCACAAGAACUUCCUUCUCCCUGAGAUUGCAAAGGCCUUCGCCAAGAUUCGUCAGCCAGGUCAAGUUGUCGUUCCCGAGGUUGAGAAUUUGACGUACCACGUUGAGAUGAUGGAGUGGGCUAACCAUCUACUUGAGUUCGUCCUCAAUGGAUACGGACAAUUCGAGAAGAAGGAGGAGGCUCCGAAGGCUCCACCUCCAAAGGCUCCCAAGAAGAAGACUACCAAGUCCCGCAAGAUUGCGGCUCAGCGAGCUCGUCGUUAG
Molecule: messenger RNA, 2820 nt
Organism: Mollisia scopiformis
Lineage: Eukaryota; Fungi; Ascomycota; Leotiomycetes; Helotiales; Mollisiaceae
Exons: 2
Coding region: 1-2820 (939 amino acids)
Source: RefSeq, a predicted model, not a curated record